Prorocentrum cordatum is the source of this 1809-nucleotide messenger RNA. NCBI's taxonomy places the organism in Eukaryota, Dinophyceae, Prorocentrales, Prorocentraceae. The record is from the annotation of a GenBank genome assembly.
AUGCUGAUCGAGCGGGCGCUUCUCGACUCCCCUGAGGGCACCGACUACACCGUUGCCGACGACUUCAUGGGUUGGGGCCCGGGCCAUGGCAAGGCUCGGGUCGCUCCGACUUUGGUCAAGCACGGGGUCGAGAAGGCACGCGGCAAGGCAUCUGUGUAUAAGGAGGUGCUCAAGUACAAUGAAGAACUUCGUUUGAGGAAGCCGCCCAAGGGCCCCGAGAAGGAGGGCCUGGGUGGGUGGGGCCGAGAUCUAGGGCGCUCCCGGCCAGCCGGCUGGGCUUUCUCGCUGGUGUCGUCGCCCAAGGGCGUGACGUCCCGCGUGAACUCCUUCCUCUACCUUAUGUUCCUCAGGAGCCAGUCGCUGGUUCCCACCUUUCCCGAGGAGUUCGACAGCGGGUCCAGGGACGACCGGGCCACCGUUGACCACCUGUACGACACCAUCAAUUCUUUUCGGCCGCCCUCUCAGACGGCCUCGGACGAGGAAGCAAUGCGUGCGCUUCUCGGCAACAGAGUCCCCUAUGGCGGGGACGAUGACCUGACAGUGGUACCCUACGACCGUGCUCUGGUGUCUAUCCCUGGUGACGGACGCGUUCCCGUGCCCCUUACCGAGGUGCUGCCGCCAGAUGCCGCAAAGAUGAUCGUAGAUUUUGAUACCCACCUGCUCAAGGACGCCAACCAGUGGGGAGCGGAGGUGGAGCAUGGUCUCGAGCACAUCGGUUCCUACAUGGACCCCCGACUCCGCUUCAGCCGCCGCAGCUAUCUCAACUUCAUCGGUGACCUGAUCAGAGGAUCUUCUUGGGCCGACGUCGUGAUGGACACGGACUCUGACAUGUAUCUCUCGCUUAGUGACGUGAAGGACUACUUCUACGCCUGUGGUCUGCCGCCAGGCCUCGAGAGCUUCUUUUGCCUCCCUGAUAUCACUGGGGAAGAGCUGAAGGUGGUCACCCAAGGCGAUCCCUCAUUUAGGCACUUGUGGGGCCCCGUGGCGGUCGCCCCCGCUAUGAGGGUGAUGCCGACGGGAUGGACUUGGAGCUUCUUCGCGCAGGUCUUGCACGUUCACCAGGUCCACCAGAUCAGGCCCUGGGUGUCCGGCGCGGCCAUGCAGGACCGCGUCCCUCCGCCUCCUUUCAGGACGGGGACCGAGCUGGCCCUGCCCUACUGCGACAACUUUGCGGCGGCUGCCUCUUCUCCAGCCCAGGCCGACGCUCUCCGAGAAGAUAGCAAGCGCCGGAUGACCUCGCUCGGCUUCGAGGUCCACGAGGAGGAGGCUGCCCGCCCCUGGGCCGAGUCCUUGGGGUUCGCCAUCGACGGACUCACUGGGGAGCAUCGCCCUAGCCCUGCCAAGGCGCGGCGCCUCCGCCAGGUCUGUCGUCGCGUGAGCCGCCAGCGACCCUGGCUCAGUGGUCGUCAGCUGGAGCGGCUCUUGGGACAUGCUACUUUCCAGUUUCUGGGGCAUCGGCCGCUGCUCUCUAUCUUCCGCAGCUGCUACACCUUCGCGCAGUGCCACUACCUCCAGCCGCUGCGGCUCUGGCGGACCGCCGCCGAGGAGCUCCGGGCUGCCGCCGCUCUGCUGCCCUUUGCGCGGGCCAACAUGCGGCGACCCUGGGCUUCGGAGGUGGAGGUUUUCGACGCUUGUCUUGCUGGUUGCGGAAUCAUGACAGCGACCCUGCCGAAGGAUGUGGUCUCUGAGAUCGGGAAGGUCGAUGAGAGGUGGCGCUACGCUUUCCAGUACGAACAACCUGGCGGGCCUCGUGAGCACGCCCUCCGUUCAGCUCCCCCCGUCGAGGAGUGUUUCAGCAACGCGGAGACC